AUGAUGUAUGCAAAGCCGACUUUUUACUUCCGCUUACUAGUGCUGUCGUUAAUAAUAAAUGAGAUAAUUGCUCGCGUGGAGUUUACCAACAUCAAGUGUAUGACACUGGAUAAGGACUUUGCCGAGUUUGAAUACUGCACCUUAAAGGCCAUAAAUCGAACAUACAAAUAUGCUUCCGGAAAGUUUAAACUGUUUAAACUUCCAAUUACUAAGGCCAAGGUUAAUUUUGGACUCUUCAAACGGUAUAAUGGGUACAAACCCUUCCUAUAUAAUCAAACUAUAGAUGUUUGCUAUUUCUUUAACCAUCAGAAGUCCAAUCCUGUCGCAAAGUACUUAUUCGACAUAAUUAGGGGGACUACGAACGUAAAUCAUUCCUGUCCAUAUAAUCACGAUAUUAUUGUGGAUAAAAUUUCCACCGAGGUAGUAAACCAUCACACUACAAGAGUGCUUUCCGUCCCGGAUGGUGAUUACAUGUUAGAGACACGAUGGAUACUCAAUGACAAGCCAUCCGCAGUAAUCCAAAUCUAUCUGACUCUUGUCUAA
Messenger RNA from Drosophila biarmipes, 543 nucleotides. RefSeq lists its product as uncharacterized. The record is from RefSeq and is a predicted model, not a curated record. The coding region runs from base 1 to 543 and encodes 180 amino acids. The transcript is spliced from 4 exons. Lineage: Eukaryota; Metazoa; Arthropoda; Insecta; Diptera; Drosophilidae.